Drosophila ananassae is the source of this 2097-nucleotide messenger RNA. RefSeq names its product ADP-ribosylation factor 1 (gene Arf79F). Lineage: Eukaryota; Metazoa; Arthropoda; Insecta; Diptera; Drosophilidae. The transcript is spliced from 5 exons. Gene Ontology annotation, molecular function: GTP binding; GTPase activity. The record is from RefSeq and is a predicted model, not a curated record. Gene Ontology annotation, biological process: vesicle-mediated transport; intracellular protein transport. Bases 420 to 968 code for a protein of 182 amino acids. Gene Ontology annotation, cellular component: cytoplasm; plasma membrane.
UGAAGUCGCAAUAUAUUAGUCUCAAAUUAUCGGCGGCUUCUGAUUAUUUAACUUUCAAUUAACAUAUUGCAGACAUUUUCUUUGACAUUUCCAAAAUUUUAUAAGAAUUGAGUGAACGAUUCCAGAAACUUGAUAGAACCAUAUUCGAUGAACUUGUUAUCGAUAGGCUCUCAUCCUUAUCUUUCUUUUCGCCAUUCGGUGUGGUGUGUUUGUAGCUGAGAAAAUUCUGUCCACUAAAGAAUCUAUAAUAGUCGAUUUCCUCAAACCAGAAAUUUGCUUAAUUUAACAGGGAAUUGCAACUCGGAUUUGAACUUGUAAUUAAUUCCAGUCAGCAAAUAAGCUAGCACGCAAUUCAGAGGUCCGACCUAAAAAAUAAAAUAAACAACCAUCCUCAGCGUCCGAGACACAAAUAAGCAAAAAUGGGAAAUGUAUUCGCUAACCUUUUUAAAGGGCUUUUCGGUAAAAAAGAAAUGAGAAUAUUAAUGGUCGGAUUAGAUGCCGCUGGUAAAACAACCAUUCUGUACAAACUCAAAUUAGGCGAAAUUGUUACAACGAUACCUACUAUUGGUUUCAAUGUGGAGACUGUAGAAUACAAGAAUAUUAGCUUUACUGUGUGGGAUGUGGGCGGUCAAGACAAAAUUCGUCCCCUAUGGAGGCAUUAUUUCCAGAACACACAAGGUCUUAUCUUUGUUGUUGACAGCAAUGACCGUGAGCGUAUUGGGGAGGCGAGAGAGGAGUUAAUGCGCAUGCUGGCCGAGGAUGAGCUGAGGGAUGCAGUCUUGCUAAUAUUCGCCAACAAACAGGAUCUGCCAAACGCAAUGAAUGCGGCCGAAAUUACUGACAAGCUCGGCUUGCACUCACUCAGAAACCGUAACUGGUACAUUCAAGCGACGUGUGCAACCAGCGGUGAUGGGCUCUACGAGGGACUUGAUUGGCUUUCCAAUCAGUUGAAGAACGCUAAUCGCUAAUUAAGCGCAAGACCAUAACUACAGAACCCACAAUAAUAUGAACACAACUCUGAUUUCAAGUAAGCCGAAGUAGCAAACCAACAACAACCAUAGGAAAGCGGCAAGAUAAAUUAAACGGACAGCGGUGGAAAUCGUCAUCAGGAAAUCAUACCACAAUAACAGCAGACUUUCGCAUAACUAAAGGGCUCGUCCUGUCCUUAUUUCCAAACAGGAACUUCAAUUGUUUAAUGAAUUGCAGGAACCUAACUUUUCAAGCAGCACAUAAAACUCGCUAUAAUUUAAUUUAAAUUCAUAUAAAUAUUGGAUGUUUAAAAGUAAAUCAAGUAAAAGAAAUUCCCCAAUCUAUUGCAAGAGAAAAGAACUACAGUAUAUGGUAUAGAAAUGUCUUCUAAGUUAUUUUUGUCCUCUCCCUCCCUUCAUCAAUAUAUUUCUUUUUAAUUUUAUAAAUAUAAAAAUAAUAUUAAUGAGAAAAACUGUAAUUGUAAUUGCUCUUUAAAAAUACAAAAAGAAAAAUUUUAAUUUUUAUACUUUCGUUUGGUGUUGACGCUUGGCCAAGCUAAUUCAGCAAAAAAUCAUGCAUAACAUAAAACCAUAUUAACAAGGAACGUAAUAAAUUAAUAUACAAAAUUAUUUUAACUAUUUGAAUAAGCUCGUUAUGAAGGGAGUUUUCAAAAAUCCGGCUAAUUAGGAUUCCCGAUAAAUUGUGUGUUGAGUAAUGUGAAAGAGGGAGAUACCAACCCAGUGGACAGGGUUGUUCAGUGUUGUGAAUUUUCUAAUAGGAAAGUUGCGUACCAAGGGAGAAACCAGACAUCCAAUACCGAAACGGCGAAGAAAUCGCACAUUGUCUACUAUAUUCUUAAAUUAAUUUUCGAAAUAGCUCGUCUUCUCCGCGAAAAACGAUUAAUAUUUUAAAGCUGCCUUAAAAUAUAUUUUAUCAGUAUAUUUUAUAUUUAUCGAAGCGGUCACACUGAUUGGCAUAUAAAAAAAUAUCGAUACUUUGACCGAUUAUCAAGAAGCCCAAUCCCUAGGUAAUUUGCGGAAAUUGUCAAUUAUUGUAAAAAGGAAACUGCACAAUGUCCACGAAGCAAAGUUCAAAGAAGUUUAAAUGGGCCCUUGACUUUAACACAAG